Messenger RNA from Cygnus atratus (black swan), 1134 nucleotides. RefSeq names its product transforming growth factor beta regulator 1 (gene FYRD1). The transcript has a single exon. Gene Ontology annotation, cellular component: nucleus. The record is from RefSeq and is a predicted model, not a curated record. NCBI's taxonomy places the organism in Eukaryota, Metazoa, Chordata, Aves, Anseriformes, Anatidae. The coding region runs from base 1 to 1134 and encodes 377 amino acids.
AUGCCGAAGGGCCCGCGGGCGCGGCCGGCCGAGCGCUACCGCCUCAAGUACAGCCGGCUGCGGCGGGCGGCGCGGGCGCUGGUCUUCGAGAACGGGGCGCUGUGCGACGAGGUGGCGCGGCUGGAGGCCAAGUGCCUGCGGGCGCGCGACGAGCGCCGCUUCCUCCUCACCCGCCUCCUCCAACUCCGGGCCUUGGCCGGGCCCGAGGAGGCCGGCGGCGAGGCCGGGCGCCGGGCGAGGAGGGGAGGCCGGGGAGACGGGGGGAGGGCGGCGAGGGAUGGGGCGAAGGGGGCGGAGGGGAGGCCGGGGGGAGGCAGGAACGGGUUGAGGCCGGCGGGGUCAAGGGAUGAGUUGAGGCCGACGGGGUCAAGGGAGGACGCGAGGCCGGCGGCCUCCAGGGACGGGUUGAGGCCGGCGGGCUCGCGCGACGCUCCGCUCGACGACCCGAGGGACCCCACGAGGCCCAACGGUCCCCGGGGAGCCUCCAAGGCGGCGGCGGUGGCGGCGGCACCGGCGGCCAUCUUGAGGCCAUCCGAAGAGGCCGCCAACCUCGCAGGGCCGCCGGCGGCCAUCCUGAGCACAUCGCCGCGCCGGCGCGGCGGGCCGCCGGCGUUGCCGUUGACUCUCGGCCCGUUGACGGUGCACAGCUUGGGCGUCGUCGGGGCGGGGGCGGCGGCCAUCUUGCCGCCGGGCUACCGGAGCACGCGGCUCUUCGCCAGCCUCCGGAGGCCGGCUCGGCGCUGCCUCUACACCUGCCGGAUCGUCGCCGGACCCCGCUGCGAGAUCGUGGCCGAGGACGAGCCCGCAAGGGUGCUGGGGGGCCCCACGCCGGACGUUUGCCACGCUCGCCUCCUCCAGGCCUUGGAGGAGGCCGGGGGGAGGCCCCGGGGGCCUCCGCACGUCCCCGGGGCCGGCGAUGACUUCUUCGGCCUCACCCACCCCGUCGUCCGGCGGCACCUCCAGGGGGAGGCCGGGGCCUUCAUCCACCCCGAGGAGGAGGAGGAUGACGAGGAGGACGAUGAUGACGAGGACGAGGACGAGGACGACGAAGAGGAGGAGGAGGAGGACGGGGCCGCCCAAGCUUUCCCCUACGGCGACAUCUUCCUCGGCAGCCCCACGGGAUCCGACGACUGA